AUGAGCGCUCGGCUGUCAAGCAAGGAAGACUACGAGUCUCUUCUCGACAAGUAUGACACAUGGAUGUUCGACUGCGACGGAGUAUUGUGGAAUGGCGACAGACUUGUCGAUGGCGCGGUGAAAGUCCUGGAAAUUCUGCGGAGUCACAAGAAAUCGGUGCUGUUCGUAACGAAUAAUGCGACAAAGUCGAGGCAGAGUUACAAGAAGAAGUUCGACAAGUUGGGGGUGGAAGCGCACGUCGACGAAAUAUUCGGAUCGGCGUAUGCGUCUGCGGUGUACAUCUCCUCGGUGAUGAAGCUGCCUAAAGACAAGAAAGUCUACGUCGUAGGUAUGGAAGGGCUCGAGCAAGAACUGACAGCGGAAGGCAUCUCGUAUGUUGGGGGAACCGACCCUGCGGACUACACCCUCGAGCCGUUCUCCCUCUCUAACUUCACCCCCGACCCCGCCGUCGACGUCGUCCUGUGCGGUCUGGACACGGCCAUCAACUACACCAAGCUCUCCAAGGCGUUCCAGUACCUUCAGAAGCCGCAGGUUACGUUCCUCGUCACGAACGACGACAGCACGUACCCCAGUGAGGGCGGCUUGCUGCCCGGCGCGGGCGCGAUCAGUGCGCCGCUGAAGACGGCAAGUGGGAGAGAGCCACUGAGCAUCGGGAAACCGGCGAAGACGAUGCUGGACUGUAUUAAGGCCAAACACAAUUUUGAUCCCGAGCGGACGCUCAUGGUCGGCGACCGCCUCAACACGGAUAUCCUCUUCGGCCAGGCUGGCGGGGUCUCGACCCUGUUGGUACUCACAGGUAUCACUCACGUCGAGGACAUCACCGGCCCGAAUGCAUCCACCAUUGUCCCCGACUAUGUCACAAGCUCUAUCGGAGACUUGCGCGUCCUUGCAUAG
Gloeophyllum trabeum ATCC 11539 is the source of this 894-nucleotide messenger RNA. Its product is annotated as 2-phosphoglycolate phosphatase. The transcript is spliced from 6 exons. The record is from RefSeq and is a predicted model, not a curated record. The coding region runs from base 1 to 894 and encodes 297 amino acids. NCBI's taxonomy places the organism in Eukaryota, Fungi, Basidiomycota, Agaricomycetes, Gloeophyllales, Gloeophyllaceae. Gene Ontology annotation, molecular function: phosphoglycolate phosphatase activity; alkaline phosphatase activity.